Symbiodinium pilosum is the source of this 2262-nucleotide messenger RNA. The record is from the annotation of a GenBank genome assembly. Lineage: Eukaryota; Dinophyceae; Suessiales; Symbiodiniaceae.
AUGUCGUGGGACGAUGAGGCAAAGCCCUGUACUGCGACUACAAGCGCUGGUGUCGAGAUGCCGAGUUUGCCAAGUUCUGCCCAGGUCACUUCUGAGGCCUUCCUGUCCCAAGACAGGAUGGAGAAACAGGAGCAAAGGUUGGCUGGGCCCGGAGAAGAGGAAUUCAGGAGUACAAAAGGCAUGAGCUCUUCUCAGGGGUGCUCGCCCCGAGAUCCAAGGUGGCGCGAUGCACAACUGAAGGAACGUUUGAACACCGCGAGAACUCUUCGCAAGGCCGUUGAGCACCAGUUUAAGGCAAAGCCAAAGCCAGCCACCAAAGACUGGGCUGGUACUGGAGUUGCCCACAAGCUCCGGAAAAGAGUGUUGGCAUCGGAAACUCUGGCACACCUGCUGAUGCAGCGCAUUGAAGGAACAGAGCUUUUGAUUCGAAGAGUGAAUCAGACGCUGUCCUUCCUGACACGAGAGCACGUGUCGUUGAAGUCUCCAAUUGAGAUGUGUCAUAGGAGGCUGGUGCUCCGGAAUCAACGCCCCGAAGAGGAGAAUGUUGAGGACGAAUUCCAGGUAGCUUUGGAGCGCGAAGAGCGCGUUCUCUCAUCAAGCAGCAAGCACCUCAGCAGCUAUAUCGAUGCCGGCGAGAGCUUGAAAGAGACACUGACGGCCGCCAAGGACGAGUUGGUAGAGGACAUGCAGUUCAAGAGGCACGCGCUUCGUCUGGAAAAGUCUGCGCUGCAAUUUGACCCUUACCACGGGCGAGAUCGAGCUUGUGUGCUGCCAAUGGUCGCAGAAAGCAGCAAGGUGAGAAAGAAGCAAAGCACUGCUACUGCUGAUGGGAACGUGCAAUCUGGCUACGACAUGCCCCCAUUCAAGUUUGGCACCACGCAUAAAAGCUUGGACAGAGAGACUUGGAGUGAAGACAGCACCGAGAACAUUCAGAGGUCAGUGAAGCACACGCAUGAGCUGUUGGAAAGGACCCAAGAGUUCGAAAAGGAUGCUUCCAAAUUUCUUGACCACGCGGCCGAGCUGGUCAGCCGUGUUAAGCAGCAGGUCAAGAAUGCUCGGGAAGCUUGUCAAUCCAGCAUGCAAGCAAGCAUCUUCAACUUAUCCCAGCAGAAGAGGGAACUGGAGGAAGGUGUCGCGCAAGGUCAGCUGGACGUCAAUCGAACAGAGGUUCUCCUCCAACACAUGCAGCAGGAAAUCAGAAGCCAGAAAGCGUCUUUGGAGCAAUGGGAUGAAACUCAAGAGAUUCCUCUCCAAAAGUUCGAUCAGCGGCUUCCACUGGCUAUACAACAGGACAUGCGCCUAAGUGCAGUCGAUCGCAUGCAGGAGCAAAUGCAUAACACCCGGAGCAAUGUCCACAUCCUGAGCAACAAGUGUGAAGAGACGAGAGAACUUCUGUCUCAGCUUCGAAGCUCCCAUGAACUCCUACAGAAGCACCUGACAGCCGUUACAGCAUCCUGGAACCUUGACAUGCAAUGCUCAAAGAUUAUGUUAAGCAAGGACGUCACUGCGUCAUCCCUUCUUGCAAGGACAGCAUCCUUUGUGCCGUCUGGCGGGCAGCUCUCCAAGGAAUCCUUGGAUCUGAUUCGCUCCAGGAUCAAAGCUGCGGCUUACGUCGGACCAAAGCAAGGUUUUGAUGUCAUCUUCAAGCGCUUUGACAAGGAUGGCUCUGGGACAUUGUGCUUUGAAGAGGUGAGGAGCGCCUUGCGUCGCAUACUCAGGAUUCCAACUUCCAGUCUCAACGACCAUCAGAUCUCAUCCUUGUGCAAAACGCUGGAUAGUAACGAUUCUGGCAGCGUUGACAUUGCCGAGCUCGUGGCCUUCCUUGGUGCAGCGCCUCUAGAAGAGAAGCUGAAGAACGAUGGCUUGGGCAAGAUUGGAGACAGCUCGCUCCAGCUGGAUUGCUUUGUCAAUCGCAAGCCCCGCCACAACAAGAGUCAGUGCGCACCAAAGCCCAUUGUUGGCUUGAGCAAGAACCCAUUGCCACAGAGUGUGGUGGAAACGCUUCGGUCGAAGAUCAAGGCAGCUGCCUAUAAUGGACAGCUCGGACGUGAGAUUCGAGCUUUGUUUUCCCGAUUUGACUACAAUGGCUCCGGAGUCUUGGAGGCGGAUGAAGUUCGCCAGGUGCUUCGACGAGCUAUGAGGAUCCCACCAAGCGUCAUUUCGGACCAGCAGAUUUGGAGGCUUUGUGCCAUGCUGGAUGUGGACAAGUCCGGUGCCAUCAGCAUCAGUGAGCUUACGCAAUUUGUGGGCAAGGAACCCUGA